Molecule: messenger RNA, 2435 nt
Organism: Physella acuta
Lineage: Eukaryota; Metazoa; Mollusca; Gastropoda; Physidae
Product: U3 small nucleolar RNA-associated protein 25 homolog
Biological process (GO): maturation of SSU-rRNA from tricistronic rRNA transcript (SSU-rRNA, 5.8S rRNA, LSU-rRNA)
Cellular component (GO): nucleolus; small-subunit processome
Molecular function (GO): rRNA binding; U3 snoRNA binding
Source: RefSeq, a predicted model, not a curated record
UAAGAUGAAAUCCGAAAACAAAACAGUACCAUUGGUUGUUUCGGCAUGGCUCCAAAGAGAACAGGCAGAUUUACCAGCACCAGAGGUAAACCAAAGCGAAAGAAGUACAACCUGUUAACCAUCAGACAGCAAAAGGACUACCGGGAAUUUGGUGAAGCUCACCCUGUAGACAGCCGUGAAAAGUCCAAGAAAUAUAUCACAGUACAGGACGAAGUGGAUCACAAGGACAAACAGCCCCCAGUUGUUGAGAGCUCAGAUGAAAGCGAGGAAGAUGUGCCCAUUAUCAAACAACUCAUGCAGGAAAUAGGAGUGAGAGAAGAGGAGCCUGAGUCAGAGAUAGAGGAGGGGGGUACAGAAGAGGAUGAGGAUGUGGGUGACAGUGGGCAGGAGGAGGAGAGUGGUGAGGAAGCUGAAGAAGCUGAACUUGCUGACAGUGACGCAAGUGAAGCAGAUUCGAUGUCAGAUUCUGCUGACAAUCCAACUGUUGAGUCACAAAAGCAAGAUCCAUCUUUAGAAAAGGAUGAAGCUAAUGACGGUGAGGAAAUAAAUGAUGAUGAGGUAGAUGAAGAUAUAGUGGCUGAGGAAGUAGAUGAAGAAAGUGAUAAUGAGCACCAAGAUGAGCUGAGUUUAAAAGAAUCAGACCCCUUCACCAAACAUUUUGAGUUGGAAACUGAUAUCUCAGAGAUUGUUGAAAACACAAGCUUGAAAUGGAGGAAAAAAGAACUCAAGCUUCCAGGUCUAGGUGAAAGUUUACUUUUUUACAAAACAGCUGACCACUUGCCUGACCCAGAGAGCCACAGUGACCUGAAGAAACUUCAUGUAAAACACAAAUUGUGCAACAAGGUGCGCUCAACAAACACACAGCUGGCCAGUGUUGAGCUAAAGUCUGGAGAAUCACUGAACCAUUUCCAACAUCGCCUGUUCUGUGCCAUCAAUGGCUACCAGGAUCUGUUGUACCCUAAAGAAACACACCACAACACUGAGGAGGUCAGGAUGGUUUAUUGUCUGCAUGCCCUCAACCACAUUCUCAAGACCAGAAGUCGUGUGGUGGCUCACAACACAAAAAUAAAGAGCAAGAAAAACAAGGAUGAUGAUGAUGUAGAGUACAGGGACCAGGGCCUGACCCGCCCCAAAGUUCUCAUCCUGCUGCCCUACAGAGACCGCGCCCUCAAGGUGUUCAACAUGAUCAUCAGUUUGUUGUCCUCAUCAGAGAAGGUGGGUGUGAGCAGCAGGAAGAGAUUUGAGAGUGAGUACUCAGAGCUGGACAAGUCCAACCUGGCAGAGAAAACAUACAAGCCAGAUGACUUUAAGAAAACAUUUGAAGGCAACAUUGAUGACAACUUCCGUGUUGGUCUAAGCAUAGCUAAAAAAAGUGUGCGUCUCUACAGCCCAUUCUAUGAGUCUGACAUCAUCUUGGCCUCACCACUUGGCCUCCGCACAGUCAUUGGCCUGGAAGGUGACCGUGAUCGAGAUUACGACUUCCUUUCAUCAAUUGAAGUUUUAAUCAUUGACCAGGCAGACAUCUUUCUCAUGCAGAACUGGGAUCAUUUCACGCAUGUGAUGAAUCACCUCCACCUACAGCCCAAAGAGUCCCAUGGAGUGGACUUCUCUCGUGUCAGAAUGUGGGCCAUCAAUGGCUGGAGUAAACAUUUCCGUCAGACUUUGAUGUUUAGCAGUGUGAUACUGCCUGAGCUGUUGAUGAUUUUUAACAAACACUGUCACAAUUUCACAGGCAAACUUUUGGUACAGAGAGAUAUUAAGACUGGAACAAUCAGGUCAUGUGUGUCAGACACACCACAGAUAUUUCAUCGUGUACCUUGUGAUGCUCCAGAUGGCCUGACCCAAAGAAAAGCCAAGUUUGAAUACUUCAAGAAAAAAAUUGUGCCCUACCACACAUCAGCAGGGAUGAAGCAGACAUUGAUCUACUGCAACUACUACAGCUUUGUCAUGCUGCGCAACUACUUCAGGGAGACAGAGGCAGACUUUUUGUUCAUCAAUGAAUAUGACACAGAGAAACACAUGAGGAAUGCCAGAAUUCACUUCAGAAAACGCCAUCCACACUUCAUGCUUUACACAGAGAGGCUACAUUUUCACUAUAGGUUUAGACUGCGAGGUAUCCACCAUAUCCUGUGGUUUGAUCUACCCCAAUACCCCCAGUUUUACCCUGAGCUGCUAAAUCUGAUGGAGACAGACAGACAAUCUUGUACAACCACAGCCUUGUUUACUAGGUAUGAUGCCCAGAAACUGGUUGAGAUCAUUGGCAACAAACAAGCAGCACAUAUGUUAAACUCUGAGAAGUCUGUCAACAUGAUCACAGUAUCUUGAUGUCACAUGAUCACUUGAUGACUGAACUGGAUGACACCAAGAUAUUUUAAACAACGCUGUCUACAUGAUUCUUACACAAGGCUUUAUAGACCACAAAUUGUGGCCAUCAG